AGGAAAACACCUUUGUGACUGCGUCUUUUCUUCAAACACCGCCUUCACUUACGACGGUUCUCUCGCCGCCAGAACCACCGCAUUCCGGUUUCCGACCUCACACCGUCAUCCCCUGCUUCCGUUUUAAUUCCAUAAACUCAUCUCGCCUCUAGCUCCUGAUUAACGCCCAUUGCACCUGUAAGCACGAACUCGCAACACAUUCAUAUAGCGCUUCUGUUGCCACUAACCUGUCGUUAACCGAAAGGUUACGAGUUUGGGAAUUGUAAGCGUUUUGCGAGCAAAAUCCCUUUCUCCGAAUAUCGCGUUGAAGUUACGUUCGUUCGGGGUUUUUGCGAAUUCUCUGAACUCAUGGCCGCAUGGUCUUCUAGAAAGUUACUGAGAGAUGUUCUGCUAAAAAAGGCAGCGUCGAAUCAACCUCCCGGCGUCAGAUGUUUUUCUUCUGCGCCGCAAAGUGCUCCUAAGAUCGGUUACUAUUCCAAGAAAGGAAGGUUGUUGACAGGAGCCACCAUAGGUCUACUUAUAGCCGGUGGAGCUUAUGUGAGUACUGUGGAUGAAGCUACUUUCUGUGGAUGGCUAUUCUCGGCGACAAAACUUGUGAAUCCUUUUUUUGCUUUGUUGGAUCCCGAGUUUGCACACAACCUGGGUGUCUCAGCUGCAGCUCGUGGUUGGGUUCCUAGAGAGAAGAGGCCCGACCCAUCAAUUUUGGGGCUAGAAGUUUGGGGAAGAAAAUUCUCCAACCCAGUAGGACUUGCUGCUGGCUUUGAUAAAAACGCUGAGGCUGUUGAUGGUUUGCUUGCUUUGGGCUUUGGCUUUGUGGAGGUAGGCUCUGUUACUCCUGUCCCCCAGGAUGGCAAUCCAAAGCCUCGUAUCUUCAAGUUGCGAAAAGAAGGUGCUGUAAUAAAUAGAUGUGGCUUUAAUAGUGAGGGAAUUGUUGCUGUUGCUAAGCGGCUGGGUGCUCAGCAUGGUAAGAGGAAACUAGAUGAAACUUCAAGCUCUACAGCUUCUUCCAAUAACGAAGUCAAACAUGGUGGAAAAGCUGGCCCUGGCAUCCUUGGUGUCAAUCUUGGAAAGAACAAGACAAGUGAAGAUGCUGCAGCAGACUACGUUCAAGGAGUUCAUACAUUGUCCCAAUAUGCUGAUUACUUGGUGAUUAAUGUUUCAUCACCCAAUACCCCUGGUUUGCGCAUGCUUCAAGGAAGAAAGCAAUUGAAGGAUCUAGUGAAGAAGGUUCAAGCUGCCCGAGAUGAAAUGCAAUGGGGUGAGGAGGGCCCACCUCCGUUGCUGGUAAAAAUUGCUCCAGAUUUGUCAAAAGAAGACCUUGAGGAUAUUGCUGCAGUUGCCUUGGCUCUUCAUUUGGAUGGGCUGAUUAUAUCAAACACAACCAUUUCAAGACCAGAUCCUGUCAGUAGAAAUCCAUUGGCUUCAGAAACUGGUGGUUUGAGUGGGAAGCCCCUCUUCAAUCUCUCUACCAACAUCUUGAAGGAGAUGUAUAUCUUGACAAGGGGCAGGAUUCCUUUGAUUGGCUGUGGGGGCAUUAGCAGUGGGGAAGAUGCAUAUAAGAAAAUACGAGCUGGAGCAACUCUAGUACAGCUCUAUACUGCUUUCGCUUAUGGAGGACCUGCACUUAUUCCUCAGAUAAAGGCUGAAUUAGCUUCAUGCUUGGAAAGAGAUGGUUUCAAAUCCAUUGUUGACGCAAUUGGUGCAGAUUGUAGAUGACUUUUAUCCACAUCAGAAUCCCCUGCUGUAAGAAGCAUAUUCUUAUUUUAGGAGUAGUAAUGUCCCGGAUCUGGCAUUCUUGAAAUUGCAAAAUCAUUUUUUAAUCUUGCUUCAAUUUAUACCAGAUUUUAUGUUAUAUAUUGUUUUAAUUUAUCUGGGUUUUGCCACGUUCUCAAUUGUAAAAGCAAGGAUUAUUUGGCAACUCAGGCAGAGCGUUCUAUUUUGAGCGAUUGUUUGACAAUAAACCGCCGUAUCAUAGUGAAAUACUCGUGUAGAUUAAACCAAUAAUCAAGUGAAUUUAUCGCAUGGCACAAUUUUACGUUUAUGUGAUAUGAUUAUUUAAUA
Molecule: messenger RNA, 2061 nt
Organism: Cajanus cajan (pigeon pea)
Lineage: Eukaryota; Viridiplantae; Streptophyta; Magnoliopsida; Fabales; Fabaceae
Gene: PYRD
Product: pyrimidine d
Biological process (GO): pyrimidine ribonucleotide biosynthetic process; 'de novo' pyrimidine nucleobase biosynthetic process
Cellular component (GO): mitochondrial inner membrane; cytoplasm
Molecular function (GO): dihydroorotate dehydrogenase activity
Source: RefSeq, a predicted model, not a curated record